AAAACACUGCACGACAAACUGCGAAACUACGCAAUCCCUUUGGGAGGUUUUAUUGAUUCGGAAUUGCUAAAAGAAGAGAAAGAUAUUGAUGUGUCGCUACCGAAACUGACGGCCUUGGAAGCCCAAGUCAAACGAUGUGACGAAGAAUUUGUAAGUCGAUCCACUCACCGUCAAAAACGAUAUGCUCAUGCACUUUUUGAGUACAGCAUCAUCGUGUGCGUUACAUACAAUCAAAGAUCCAAGAAGUGGUGCAGCUAUGGACACUGCUUGAUGUAGAACCGCAAAACGAAGAAGACCGCAUCUUGCACCAACUGGCUUUCACGGAAACGACCGACAACAAAAACGAUUUGUAUCUGCAGAUUGUCAGUGAUGACGGCAUGCGAUAUGUGAGACAACGUAUACUGCAGCUUGAUGAAAUCAAACAACAACGUGAAUUCCGUAAAAACGAAAUUUCCCUGAAGCUCAUACCUCUUUGGCAACGUUUGAGCAUUGACCAACAACAGCAAGAGCAAUUUAUGGCUCAACAUCACGGACUUACUUCUAACGACCUUCAAGAGUAUGAGAGCGAAUUAGAACGCAUGAUCGAAUUAAAAGAGAAACGAAUUGGUGAUUUCAUUGCAGGAGCUCGCAAGGAAAUCGCGAGACUAUGGAGUAUUUUAUAUUUUUCGGAUGACGAACGUCGAGAAUUUGGAGCAGCAUUUACAGAUGAAUAUUCCGAUGAAUUACUUGAAGAGCAUGAAAGCCAAAUAUCCAAAUUGCAAUUGCUGGUGGAAGAUCGUAAAUACAUGCUCGAGCGGGUUGAUCGCCAUAUGAAAUUGAUAGAGGAAAUUCGUGCUUUCAAAGCAACCACUAACGAUCCGUCUCGGUUACUUACCAAAAGCCACAGAGACCCGGGUCGCCUACUGAGAGAAGAAAAGUUCCGCAAACGAGUCUCUCGCGAAUUGCCCAAGGUGGAAAGGGAAUUGAAAGGCGCUCUUCAGGAGCAUUACGUCACCCAUGGAUCUCAUUUUUUGGUCUAUGGAGAACCGUAUAUCGAAAAGAUUGGUACCGAGAAUCCUUGGUCCACCAAUAACGUUACCAGCAGAUACAUGGUAAAAUACUUUUCAUCCAAAAAUCCCUUGGCACAAGCUCAAUUGUAUUGGCGACGCUUAUCAUGAUUGUUGUAGAGUAACCGCAGUGUAGCCUCCUCACACUCAUCACGGUCGGAUGAAAACUAUCCAAAAACAUCCAAAUCCUACGAAGCGUCAGCCAU
Radiomyces spectabilis is the source of this 1252-nucleotide messenger RNA. RefSeq names its product microtubule associated protein-domain-containing protein. Bases 378 to 1157 code for a protein of 259 amino acids. The record is from RefSeq and is a predicted model, not a curated record. Gene Ontology annotation, cellular component: mitotic spindle midzone; spindle; cytoplasm. The transcript is spliced from 7 exons. Gene Ontology annotation, biological process: microtubule cytoskeleton organization; mitotic spindle midzone assembly. Gene Ontology annotation, molecular function: microtubule binding. Lineage: Eukaryota; Fungi; Mucoromycota; Mucoromycetes; Mucorales; Radiomycetaceae.